This is a messenger RNA of Seriola aureovittata, 4902 nucleotides long. RefSeq names its product thyrotropin-releasing hormone receptor b (gene trhrb). Bases 775 to 1977 code for a protein of 400 amino acids. The transcript has 2 exons. The record is from RefSeq and is a predicted model, not a curated record. Gene Ontology annotation, cellular component: membrane. Gene Ontology annotation, biological process: phospholipase C-activating G protein-coupled receptor signaling pathway. Gene Ontology annotation, molecular function: thyrotropin-releasing hormone receptor activity. Lineage: Eukaryota; Metazoa; Chordata; Actinopteri; Carangiformes; Carangidae.
UUUCUGCUCAAAGACGAGUCAGCACUUAAUUGAUCUGAGAUCGGAGCCAAUGUUUCAUCGAUCAGCUGCUGACAGAUUCAUACUGAUGACAAUUUGAAGUGAAGACAAAUCCUGAAUCUUCUUUUAAUCACAUGAAGACACUUUCAGUCUGUCUGCUGUUGUUGUUGCUGUUGUUGUUGUUGUUGUUGUUGUUGUUUGUUGUCCAGACCUUGUGCAGAACUCUGUUCAGCUGUUUGUUGUUUUAAUUAUAAAAUGUGAUUUGAUUGAAAACGCUGUUGUUAUAUUUUGGUGUUUGAGCAGCUGGUUCAGUUGACUCUGUGUGUGUGUGUGUGUGUGUGCGUGUGUGUGUGUGUGUGUGUGUGUGUGUGUGUGUGUGUGUUUGCGUGUGUGUCUGUGCGUGUGUGUGUGUGUGUGUCUGGUCAGGAAAUGUAAUAAUGGGCUAAUCCCUUCCUCGCAUGCGUAACGCGCGCUGGUGCCAAACGCGCGGCUCAAAACCAAACCUCCGUCUGUUCCUCACUCUCAGUUUGUUCUGACGACGCGCAGCAAGCCCGCGAACUGGCAGCGGAGCGCGCGAGGCUCUGUGUCACUUCAUGCCGGUUUCACGGGGAGAGGAAAGUCCGGAUCCAGUCUGAGGUCGAUGUUCUCUUCUCCACACCUCCACAGCCGCUCAACCUCCCGCUUCUGUCGCGCGUAAAAGCCGCUCGGUGCGGCGGGAAGCGGCAGCCGCGCGGCAGCGUCUGUUUCUCUCUGACAUUUCUGAGCUGAAAGAUCCAGAUGGAGAACUUCACCUCCUCUCCGCAGAGGAACCAGUCCGCCGGGGUCUGGACGGACUACAGCCUCCAGUACAAGGUGACCAGCAGUCUGCUGCUGCUGCUCAUCUGCGCGCUGGGGAUCGUCGGGAACGUGAUGGUGAUCCUCGUGGUGCUCACCACCAAACACAUGAGGACCCCCACCAACUGCUACCUGGUGAGUUUGGCGGUGGCGGACCUGAUGGUGCUGACGGCGGCCGGGCUUCCCACCAUCACCGACAGUCUGUUCGGGUCCUGGGUGUUCGGUCACUACGGCUGCCUCUGCAUCACCUACUUCCAGUACCUGGGCAUCAACGCGUCCUCGUGCUCCAUCACCGCCUUCACCAUCGAGAGGUACAUCGCCAUCUGUCACCCAAUCAAAGCGCAGUUCCUCUGCACGCUGUCCCGCGCCAAGAAGAUCAUCGUGUUCGUGUGGGCCUUCACCUGUCUGUACUGUGUGAUGUGGUUCUACCUGUCCGACAUCCAGGAGCUCGUGUACGACAACGUCACCAUCAUCACCUGCGGCUACAGAGUCCCCCGGAAGUUCUAUCUGCCCAUCUACUUCUUCGACUUCGGCGCGUUCUUCGUGCUGCCGCUGCUGCUCUCCGCCGUCCUGUACGGACUCAUCGCCCGCAUCCUCUUCCUCAACCCGCUGCCCUCCGACCCCAAGGACAAGAAGAAGAACGGACACGCCAACCACGCCCUCAGCAACAGCUGCAAAAACUCCCGCCACUCCAGCUCCACCGCCACCUCCCGCAGACAGGUGACCAAGAUGCUGGCCGUGGUGGUGAUCCUGUUCGCCGCGCUGUGGAUGCCGUACCGGACUCUGGUGGUGGUGAACUCCUGCCUGGACCGGGCCUACCUGGACACCUGGUUCCUGCUCUUCUGCCGGAUCUGCAUCUACCUCAACAGCGCCAUCAACCCGGUCAUCUACAACGCCAUGUCUCAGAAGUUUCGCGCCGCCUUCCGCAAGAUCUGCCGCUGCAGGGCGAAGGGUUCGGAUAAACCCGCCACCUACAGCGUGGCCCUCACCUACAGCGCCGUCAAGGACACGUCGAUGGUGGAGAGCACCGACCACUUCACCACGGAGCUGGAGGAGCUCACCGUCACGGACGAGCUGCUGUCCGAUCAGAAGAUGAUGUUUCCAGACGCCUGCGUGUACGGGAAGGUGAACUUCAGCGACGCCUGAGGUUGGUGGGAGGAUUCACGGCUCUGCUGAGAGGAGAGAUUGUUUCCUGAGCGCCGGCCGACCUUUUGGACGGCAGGACGCCGCAGCUCCAGAUGUAAACACAGAUUACACGGCUGAUGUUUAACGACAGUCUGUGAGACGCAAACAAGAAUCAUCCUGGACAUGAAGCCACAAACAUCCACAGAUACAGGAAGUGCUCCGCUCUUAUCUUAUCUGAACCGCACGAGUCAACAAAACAGAAACACUUCACCUCACUUCAAACAUCCAUCAGCUCAGACUCACCUCCGAGUCUUAAAGCUGCACAUUCACAUUUUGUGCUCAGCUGAUCAGUGACGCUGUAAAACCAAAGGAUACCAAAGACACAAAGAUGGUCUGGAUGGAGGCGUGGAAUCCAGUCUUUAUGUUCUCAUUCAACACCCCCCCCCCCCCCCCCCCCCCAUGUCAGGGCAGGUGGUCCUUUAAAGGGAGAGUCAUACCUGAGCCCUCACUUACAAAACAGGCCCUGCUUUUAUUGUGAAGGACUCAAACACAGCCUUGAGCACCUAGUGAAAAGCAAGACGGACGGCUGAGUGGUGGAGGCUGAAACAGGAGAGAGAAUGAAGCACUUUGUGAGUUUAAUUUAAGUCUAUUAUUAGUAUACUACUGCUUCAGCCUCGUCCUGGUUCUGUGGGAAACGUUUUAAGGGUUUAUAAGUUGUCACUAAUGGAUUUUAUUAUUAUUAUAUAUAUUAUAUUAUUAUUAUUUAUUAUUUAUUAUUUAUUAUUUAUUAUUUAUUAAGCACUUUGUAAGUAACAUCAACCUCUGUGUCAGAAACGUGAAGCUGAAACUUGCAGGUCCUCUAACGACCACUAGAAUCUGGCUCCAACAGUGAGUCAGUCCCAUAGACUCCCAUGUUAAAAUGUCCAACUUUACAGUAGAAAUAAACAUGUUUACAGCCUCAGAAUUCACCUCGGCUCCGCCCACGCUCCUCCUCUUUGACCAUAUUUGGAUUAGUUGGGAGUUAGGGGGCGGAGUCAGGCACUGCCAAGAUGGUGGUGGUGGAGCAGCUCACUGUGAGCUUCAGAAACCUGUGGGUGUCACAGAGGCGACAUCCAUCUUUGUUUACAGUCUAUGAGCUUUUCUCAUGUAACUAAAGGAAUUUUCUUAAAGAGAUUCAUGAAAUUACAAAUUAUUUUCACUUUUCUUUAUGUUUUAUGCAUUUUUCAGCAACAUCCAGUUAAUAGAUUUGAAUUCAGUAAUGAUGCUUCUACACAAGAGUUAUUGUUGGUGGAGUCUGACAGACGCCACAGGAAGUAAGUGAUAAUGCAUUAUUUCCUGUAUAGGUUUGUCUCAGGUAGAACAAACAGUCAGACUGAGUCUGUUGCACAAAGCAGUUUAGCUCUGGACUAUCUUAAGCCGGACUGUGGUACAAUGAAUUCUGGGUAAAUAAAAAAAAAAAAAAAAUGGCUGACUGAGGAAUCACAUCCAACCACUCAGCUGUGUUUACCUUCAGCAGAACAUGUUUGUCUUUAGGAAAAAUUCAACAGCUACAAGACGUUUUACUUUGAAGAGUGAAACAAUACAAAGAAAAAUCUCAUUUGGAAAGAAAAAUGGCCGACGUCUCUAAAAACUCUUUCCCUUCUCUGCAAAUUUCAAGCCAUGUUUUCCUGUUUUAUUUUUUGUUGCUGGGUGCUACUGGUGUCAUUGAUCGUUACCAUGGUAACACUGGUCUGGGUGUGAGGUGUCUAAUGUCUGUAUUUUUGUGAAAGUUUCUUGCAUCAGAUUAAUCUACGAGCAAAAAGAAGAAAUUAAAGAACAAAUCAGAAAUGAAUAACGACGAAACAGAAGAUGAUGGUUUAUUGUAGAGAGCAUAAGCUAACACCUGCUGCGUCUUGUUGCACGUUUCACCUGUGUUGCACCUGUGACCACUCCUACUAGUGAUGUCACUGUGACACACCUGGUGUGUCACAGUGACAGAACUGAUGCUUUAAUUUAUAAAGUAAGAGAGUUGUUUCUACAUUUUCUAAUAAACACCAAGUUAAUAAACUGUUAAUAUAAUAUUCAGCACUAGUUACAACUUAUAAACCCUUUAAAAUAAAUAUGCCUUAUUAGACAGAAAUAUCUCCUGAUAUCUUAAGAUGUUAUUUUCUCACAAAUCUAAAGAGUUAAUAGAUUGUUUUAGCAGCAGCGGCUGUGAAGCUGUUUUAGAGGGACAGUCUGUGUGUGUGUGUGUGUAUAUAUAUAUAUAUAUAUAUAUAUAUAUAUAUAUAGUGACAGAGACAGUGAAACAUAAGGAACGACCAUCUCAGCAUCAGUGUUUGUGAUUUGAGGCAAAGUGAACGUGAUGUUUGAGUGUGUGUUUUAAUGAACCGUGGCUUUUUGCUUCUCGUGGUGAGAGUGUCGUGAGCUGGUGAACGCGGCCGGAUGGACGUGUGAGGUUUAGAUAUUCUGCCACAUCAGUGACUGUUUAUAUAUUUCUGAGCACAAUCCACCACAGGGGAAUAUGAUUGGGCGGCAGCAGCAGACGCAGCGGAGGAGGGUGAAGCUCUCGCUCUGAAACGGUUUCAUUCACUUCUCUGUGUCGAAAAUAUCAAAUAGCAGCUGUUGUUUUAUGUGAUUGUACCAACACUGUACACGCUCUGAGUAUCUGUACAUUCAUGCGCUUGUGUUUGUUCCCUGUGUAUUUAAAGUGAGUGUUAUUUAUGGAAACUCUUCUGUUUGUAAAGUGGAAAAAGAAAGUUAUCCGUAUAUUUUUAUGCCACUUUUACUUCCAUUAUUGUCCAUUAAAACAUUAAAAAUAUUAUUUUGUGAUUUCACUAUUUGGAAGAUGCUGCUUUAGUCUUUGCUUUUUAGAUAAACGUGAUCCUGUGAGUAUGUUGAUGGUUCUCUAGAAAUUGUUAAUUUGUACAUUUUAACUUUAUGGUCUGAAUAAAGUUGUUUCUGGAA